Molecule: messenger RNA, 954 nt
Organism: Vanrija pseudolonga
Lineage: Eukaryota; Fungi; Basidiomycota; Tremellomycetes; Trichosporonales; Trichosporonaceae
Exons: 3
Coding region: 1-954 (317 amino acids)
Source: RefSeq, a predicted model, not a curated record
AUGCCCCUCGCCCCUGCCGCCAAGCUCUCCCUCGUGGAGAAGAAGAACAUCCGUGACGAGUGGGACUCGAAGCGGCCAGAGUACGAGGCCGAGAUCUCCAAGCUCCUCGGCACCGAGUGGACCAUCAAUGUCGACCCUCUCAUCAUUGCGCCGUAUGUCGCCGCGUCGGACAGCUAUGCCGGGCGCCCUGGCGACGUGAUCAACGGCUACUUUGACGGCGUAGCAUCCUCGCUGCAGUACUUCCUCCGCGACUACCCCGAGGGCGCGGACGAGCUGAACCGCCUCGUGCCAUCGCACCAGCUCGCGCUCGACGUCGACCACGACAACGUGUACAGCUACUGCGGGCCGUUGAUCAAGGACGGCAAGCUGUACAUCGUGUUCAAGGAGGACCGUCUGUGGGUCAACGCUUCCGACGCGCUCGACAAGGACAAGCUCCUCGAGCAGCUCGGCAAGGCGGACGCGGCGGACGCUGGCCCCGGCGCCGUCAGGUUGUCGCCUGCGGCCAAGGCCGCCAUCGGGAAGGACUACACCGAGGCCGCGGCCAACCUGCAGGAGGAGGCGCGCACGCUCCUCAAGAACGACAAGCUGGUCCUCAACCCCAACUUUGAGGCCGUCUAUGCCGCGCUGGAGCCCGUGAAGAAGGACAAGGACCCCGACAACCGCCUCGGCAACCUCUCCAAGGUGUACUUUGAGGAGUUUGUCUCGGCACUCAAGUACAACAAGUUUGACAGCGACGACUUGCUCCAGGAGGCGUGGGAGGAGGUCGUGACGUCCAACGAGGUCGUGCUACGCAUCGUCGACGAGCUCACCAGCGACCGCAAGCACGGCGACAGCUAUGCCGAGGCGGCCGUCGAGAACGGCGUGCUCUACCUCCAGACUACGCCCCAGCGCUGGGGAACCAACUGCGGCAGCACGGUCAGCAAGCUCGUCGACGUGAUCAGCGACGCUGCUUAG